Penicillium brasilianum is the source of this 2133-nucleotide messenger RNA. Lineage: Eukaryota; Fungi; Ascomycota; Eurotiomycetes; Eurotiales; Aspergillaceae. The record is from the annotation of a GenBank genome assembly.
GGAUCCCGGAGCCCAAUAGCCCUCUGCCUCAUUGUCGUCGACUUAAAGCGAUGUCUUACAUUAGCAGGUUGCCCCACAAGGCAUUUGAAUAGAGUAGGCAAGAAGUGGGAUAUCAUUGGCUUCGGCAUUUAUAAUUCCACUCAUUACCGGCUCUUGUUCUCUAGAGCUGUCACAUCAACGCUCCCCACAAGCCCCUCUCGAUGUGGCGUCGUGGGGCCAGCACCACUCGGCUGGAGCCGAAGUUUGGAUAUAAUUGCAGACAUUGGCUGCUUGGACAGACAUAAUGGUUUCAAUGUUCUGACAAUUUGGCGUAGGAAAGAUCACAUACUUGCGCCCAUUUUGAGGGCGAACUACAGGAUGGCGUUCUCGGCAUUACUGGAUCAUGCUUCGAUCUUUUCGAUACCGCACAUCCUCGCGUUACACCCAUACUCCUUAGCCGUCGGAGCAGUUAUAAUGCCAAUCAUCUCGAUCCUGAUACACGAUGUCCUUCUAUAUCUUCGUCUUCCACCAGGCCCCACUCCCCUCCCAUUCCUCGGGAACAAGCUUAAAAUUCCAUCCUCCUCUCCAUGGAUCCAAUUCGAGAAGUGGUCCCAAAUAUACGGACCCAUUUUCACGUUGUGGAUAGGUCGACGACCGACAAUCAUCAUAUCAGACCCUAACGUAGCAGUCGACCUGCUUGAAAAGCGCAGUACAAAAUUCAGCUCUCGACCGCGAUUUGUCGUCAUGGGUGAACUGUAUUGGGACAACGCGGGCAUUCUGGUUCAACCGUACGGAAAGGAAUGGCAAGUACGUCGACGCAUGCUGCAUCAAGCUCUCAAUCCAUCUGCGUUGAGGUUAUACAAGCCCGUUCAGGAGGCCGAGGCAGCGAGGUUAUGCCGGGCACUACUUGACCAGCCAAAUUCAUACGAAGGCCUUAUUGAUCGUUUCACAGCGAGCGUGGUCUUUAGUAUUGCGUAUGGUCACAGGAUUGACUCGAUGAAUUCGAAGGUCAUUCAGCAGCGUCUCGAGUUCAUGCAAUAUUCUGCUUCUCUCAAUGUGCCCGGGAGAUAUCUCGCCGAGUCGAUUCCCUGGCUCAAACAUGUUCCGAACUUCUUGGCACCAUGGAAAGCAGAGAUCCAGCGACGUGGGCGUGAAGAAGCAGCAACUAACGUCGCACUACUACGCCGAGUUCAAGAUGAGCUUCGUACAGCCAAAACCCCCUCGGACGUGCCGCACUCUCUCUCCAAGCUGCUCCUCGAAGCCCGAGAAGCAGACCCGAUUACGUUCGGCGUACUCGGCGAAAGGGAUUUCUCAUUCGUGCCGGCAUCGUUGUUCGGAGCCGGCAGUGACACAACCGCGAGUACCUUAUGCAGCGCAAUCCUCAUGCUCGUGACAAACCCACAUGUGCAAGCUGCUGCGCAUGCCGAACUCGAUCAUAUCGUAGGAAUGACACGUCUUCCCACAUUCGACGAUGAGAAGGACCUCCCAUAUCUCAAAGCUCUCUGUAAUGAAACGCUUCGCAUCAGACCUGUCGCUGUCCUCGGAGGCACACCACACGCAAACUCGGUUGCAGAUACCUACAAGGGAUACUCCAUACCGCAGGGUACGACGAUCCUCUCCAAUUCGUGGGCAAUCAACCUCAACUCGACGUAUUAUCCAAACCCGCAUCAUUUCAACCCGCUCCGCUUUCUGGACGUCGAUGCGCAGACUCUCUCGUACCUCCCAAAGUUUUCAGCAGAAGAUCUCGCCGAAACGUCUCCACCCCAAUCCCAUCCUGCGAAAGAGGGACAUAGCUCAUUUGGCUGGGGACGACGAAUCUGUCCAGGAGCGGGAUUGGCACAGAAUUCUCUUUUCAUUGCAUUGGCGCGUCUGUUGUGGGCCUUUGAAUUCAGACCAGUACGUGAGGCUAAUGGCGAUGAAAGAAGAUAUGAUACUUUUGCGUAUACACAAGGCUUUAACAUUCGUCCUCAGCCUUUUAAAUGCGACAUUCAUGUGCGGAGCGAGAGACAUCGACAGGUGUUACUGGUCGAAGCAGUUGGUGCUGAGAAUGUGAUGAAUAGGUUUCCCCCGUUUGAAGAAUAGAAGCCAGCGAGAGCUUUCCUUUUAUGAGAUGUCCUCUUUUUGCAUAUACCCGUCAGCAACAAUGAAAGAUGG